Fusarium keratoplasticum is the source of this 1890-nucleotide messenger RNA. RefSeq lists its product as uncharacterized. The transcript is spliced from 8 exons. Gene Ontology annotation, molecular function: protein binding. NCBI's taxonomy places the organism in Eukaryota, Fungi, Ascomycota, Sordariomycetes, Hypocreales, Nectriaceae. Bases 1 to 1890 code for a protein of 629 amino acids. The record is from RefSeq and is a predicted model, not a curated record.
AUGCCGGAUUUCGACUGUUACUGCGCCUUUUGCGGCGUCGUUCUAAACGACAGCCCAGAGAUCGGAAGCCGAGACCCGGAAGCUGUGAAAAGACGUGAAGAAAGGUUGGAGAGAAAACUUGAGAGACUUGUUGAUUAUUCAGACACCGAAUCAUCCAUCGAUUAUGAUCACUGGGAGGAGGAUCACCGGUAUGAUCCUGACCUCGUCAGUCAGGAGAGCCUAUGGUGGCUGGGCGAGCUGUCAUGCAUCGGGUUGAAUGCAGAUGCUCUUGAAGAGGAUAGAACCUUCUUCGCUGAUGCUGAGCCUUACGAUGACUACAUCCAAACCAACCAGACGAGGAAGAAGUUCAAUGGCAGGUUCUCUAACCAGGCCUUUAACGUUAUGCUGACAGCUCUUAGUUACUUCGAGGUCGAUGCCCAGGGACCACCUGUAUUCCCUUUCCACCAAGUUUGCUACGAAAUCUUCGAGAGAGCCAUGGCUUUCACCAAGGGCUCUUCAUCGGUGGAUGGAAACCUGCUGUACCAUGUAAUGGCUGGUCUAGCAGGGCAUUACCUGUGCCACCUCGAGAUCGACUAUGGUCCUAUGUCUGGGAUGGAUCAUUGCUGGGUGUCCAGACCUGGCGAGGAGUUCACUGUUACCAACCCCAAGGACGUGGAUGAAUUCUAUGACGACCUGCGCGAAGAACUGGCAUCGGGCAGCUUCCAGAUCUCUCCUGAAGCAAUCAUCCUGGGGCCUGCCAACCCUCAUAACGAUCCCUUCUCCAAACUAUCCAACGAGCUCAUCCGCGAAAUCUCAAACUUGCUCCCGUACGACGCGCUGGUGUCUCUGAGUGUCUCGAGGCCUUUCUAUCACGACACACUGAGCAAUCCUUUUUGGAAAUCGCGAAUCGCUAGCGACAUGCCCUGGCUCUGGGAUAUGGGUGCUAUUGCGGAGACUUCGACCACACAGAUUGACUACAUGAAGCUGUAUGCUUGGCUUGAGUUUGUGACAACGCCUAAGUUCGGAGUUGCACCUCCCUUCCUGGCCAUGGCCAACAGGAGACGGAUCUGGCAGCCCUGCAUGGAGCUCGCACGCCACUGCAAGGAGGUCAGAAAACCGCAAUACGCAACGGAGCCGGAGCCCCAGAUUGUUGAACAGGCUCGACUGCAUACGUUGUUCAAGGUUGCUCCCAUUCAGGUGCAAAAACAAGGUUGCACCAGGCGGACAACCAGGGUGACAACCAGCUCGAUGAUCUGGCUUUAUUCGUGGGGAGAUUUGGAGAAGUGUCGAUUCGGAGGCUGCUUCAUCGAAUCAUUUUGGAAUGCAGACGGCCUCCUGAUCGGGCUUGGCGUCGUCUUUGGAAGCGAUCGGCGCAUCCUUGGCGCUGAGACUGGGGAGAAAGAUGUGGCACGAAUAGGUGGCAACGACUGGAUAAGCCAGAUGUCGAUUCACCUUCGAUCAGGAGCCACGUUCUCAAUAGGCGUAGCGAGCUGUUAUCAUGAGACCAGACUGCUCUGCACCUCGAAGAACAAAUGCCUCGUCGGCGUGGAGGGACACAUUCGCUUACAACCUCUCAAAGAUUGGCUGCGACAGCAAUACGCCGGCCCUGGGAAAGAUUGGCCCGAAGAUGACUUGACGCAUCUGGACUUGGAUGGAGCAGGCGGAGAGAGGAUUGUCGAGAUUGGAGUGCCCAAGUCCGAAGUUUUGAACGGACUCAUGUUGAAAACGAACAGAGAGAGAUUCGCAAUCUUUGGUCAAGGAGAACCAGAACCAGGAAACUGGAGAAUGGUUCGGGUCCCAGAAGGACACUGCAUCCAAGGCAUCGCAGCAACGUUUGGGAAGGACCGCAUCACUAGUGCCGGGGGACCCAUGUCUUCCGUUGUAAUGCUUCAUGGGUAUUCCUACACGUGA